Molecule: messenger RNA, 646 nt
Organism: Frieseomelitta varia
Lineage: Eukaryota; Metazoa; Arthropoda; Insecta; Hymenoptera; Apidae
Gene: crcp
Product: DNA-directed RNA polymerase III subunit RPC9
Exons: 3
Coding region: 144-521 (125 amino acids)
Biological process (GO): transcription initiation at RNA polymerase III promoter
Cellular component (GO): RNA polymerase III complex
Molecular function (GO): nucleotide binding
Source: RefSeq, a predicted model, not a curated record
UGUUGAACGAUCACUACGAGGACGCGACAUUAGAUGGAGCCAUUAUCUCGCAUCAUGGUUGCCUGUCGUAGAAAGAGACAUUAGAGAGUUGGAAUGAGAAUAUGUAAGAACCACAAUUGCAUAUAAUUUUCAAAGUAUACAAUAUGGAAGUGCUCAAGGAUUGUUCGGCGUAUUUAAGCAAUUAUGAAGUUUUAAAUAUUCUGCAAAAUAUAAAGUCAGAUAAAAAGCAAAAAAUGAAACAAAAUCAAUUAGCAAGUAUAACAUAUCAAACUGUAAGAUAUUUAGAAGAGACUCCAUGUAAAAGACAAAUACCUGAAAAAAUUAGAGGCUUUCUAAAAGCAUUAGAACCUUAUAAUUUGACAAAGUGUGAAAAAUUGACUCUUUUAAAUAUGUCUCCUAAAACACCUCUUGAAAUACAACUGAUUAUAGAGGAUAGUGAAGAUCGUUUAACUGAUGAUGAAGUAAAUUCUUUACUUCAGGUAGUAGCAAACUUUUUAGGUGAAGAUGAACAAGAUGGAUAGCACAAUUGUAAAACUAUUUUAACUGUACAAAUCUUUAAAAAAACAUUUUUUAUACUUUAUGUACAUUUUAUUUAUAUUAAACAAAAAUGAAAAUGAUAUAAUAUUAAAUACAUUAUGUAAGUAAA